This is a messenger RNA of Trichechus manatus latirostris (Florida manatee), 402 nucleotides long. RefSeq names its product agouti signaling protein (gene ASIP). NCBI's taxonomy places the organism in Eukaryota, Metazoa, Chordata, Mammalia, Sirenia, Trichechidae. Gene Ontology annotation, cellular component: extracellular region. Gene Ontology annotation, molecular function: neuropeptide hormone activity; melanocortin receptor binding. The transcript has 3 exons. Gene Ontology annotation, biological process: hormone-mediated signaling pathway; positive regulation of melanin biosynthetic process; melanosome organization. The coding region runs from base 1 to 402 and encodes 133 amino acids. The record is from RefSeq and is a predicted model, not a curated record.
AUGGAUGUCACCCGCCUGCUCCUGGCCUCUCUGCUGGUCUGCCUGUGCUUCCUCACUGCCCACAGCCACCUGGCGCUCGAGGAGAAACCCAGAGAUGACAGGAGCCUGAGGAGUAACUGCUCCGUGAACCUGUUGGAUUUCUCUUCUGUCUCUAUUGUGGCACUGAACAAGAAAUCUAAAAGGAUCAGCAGAAAAGAUGCUGAAAAGAUGAAGAGAUCUUCCGAGAAAAAGGCUUCGGUGAAGAAGGCGGCGCGGCCCCGACCCCCGCCGCCCGCCGGCUGCGUGGCCACCCAGGGCAGCUGCAAGCCGCCGUCGCCCGCCUGCUGCGAUCCGUGCGCCUCCUGCCAGUGCCGCUUCUUUCGCAGCGCUUGCUCCUGCAGCGUGCUGAACCGCAACUGCUGA